AAAGUAAAUUUGAGUUGCUAAAAAAACAACUAAUUUAAAUUUUAGGUCUUGAGGCAAAACCAGAUGGAAACCACUGAGUAGCUCAAAAUUUGAAUUUGAAAUUUUUAUCUACAGUGGUGUAUUCUCCCCGACAUUUUUUUUAGGCUCGAAGUGGGGAUUUGUUCACAUUGCACAAUUGUAAGUGAUGGUAUUUAUAACAAAACUGGCCUUUUUACAAGAUGAGAGUAUUUGUGAGAGUGACUGGAUAACUGUGUGAGUGAGUUAUUCUGUGAUUAUUGGAAAAUUGUUGUAGUUUUGUUUCUGUGUUCACUGUGUUGUAAUCAUUAAUAAACUCUCAUUUAUCCACACAUACCUCAUCCUCUGUGUCUUUUGGAUGUACAUUGCAACAUUUCGAGACUCAGAUUGCAAUUUAUUGGUCGAGAAAGAAAUUCAUUUUCAUAGUCUGUGGUUUCCUGAAAUAACCUUGGCCUCCCCCCUGGCCACCCUAAGGAUAAAGGUGGAGCUCCGCCAUCCACAUCCAGAAGUGGGCUGGCACUCAGGAUGUGAGGCCGGAUAUUGAUGCGCUGGUGAAACUGAAGACAUGCCAGAUAUCAGGAAUCAAACCAACAAUGCACCGCCACUCAAAGUCUUGCAUGAGACACUCUGACAUACUUCUAACCAUGAGUUUACCGGCCCGGCCCACUCAUGAUCCCUGAGCCAAAAUGAGUUUGACACCCCUGGUAGAGUGUGAGGUGAAAGACAUAACACGAUUUUGUAUUUGAGCCAAGCAAACUCAUGAUGACAUCAGAUGUGAACCAUCUGUUGGCAAUGAAAAUGAUACUGGUCGAUAUUUUGAACCAAAAUUAUUCCCCUUUUCAUUCCCAUCUUUUUUUUUUUUCCAUUUGAGGUCUCAUUCGAAAGCUGGUUCCAUCCAUCCAUCUCCCAAGCAGAGGUCACGGAUGGUGUAGUGGUACACACACACCCGCCUUUGGUGUGGGCAGCGUGGGAUCGCUUCCCGCUCAGUGAUGGUGACAGCGGCAGACUGGCGACCAGUUGAGGGUGUGGUCUGCCCAUUGCGCGAAGUGAGGUGGGAUAGGCUCCAGCUUUCCCGCAACCCUUGUGAGGAUAAGGGGCUUGGAUAAUGACAUGACUUCUUCCAAGCUGCUUAUCCUCACAAGGGUCACGAAAGAGUUCCUUUUUAAGGACCGUUGCACCUAGAAAAACAAAUAUAUUAACUACUUGUGGAAGCGUGGCUGACUGAUUAGUUUGGCGAUGGGCAAACGUUUUGUCUAAUGGCCCAGAGGCACUUCGAUUUACUUUUAAUGGGAUAGGCUUUUUUGCCAUUCCACCAAAGUCUGGUGUUAGUUUUGUUGUGGCAGAAUCCACCUGAUGUGUUCACCACUCAGCCGGGAUCUGCAGGAUGUUUUCUUGGUGUUCAUCACCUUAUAAAUCUGUCCAUGCACACCACUAGCAUCCUCUGCGCCAUAUUCCAGAUUUUUGGAAAACUUGUCUCAAGUGAAUGAAGCAUAAAACUCAUCCAGGUUGAGAACUGAACUUCUCUUUUAGGACAGUAUCACAUUGGCGACCAAACAGCUUCCAUCUGCAGAUCCUAUGGCACAGUUUCACGGUAUGGGUCACUUGCACAAACUUCAGAGCAAGUGCAUUGUGGGUAAGAAUUUUUUGUGUGUCGGCCAUGUUGGGUGGUUGUAAACAGUUCUUAAAGUUUGUCUCCAUACCAGCAUCGCGUUUAUUGUAUCUGCACUUUCUAUGGCGUUUUCCAAAUAUUUCGAGGAUCAUUCGGCUGAUCUGAAAACCUACUACAGGCAGAAAAUCAGUUUAUGUGAGGAUCUGGACCCGUAUAGUCUAUCGAAGGCUGAUUUUGCGACUGAAAAAUGUUGGCCGAGAGUGGAAUACCCCGACAUUGUGAACUACUUGGUGCUUACAACCAACAGUCUUACUAGCCAACAGAUGAAGGCCUCCAAGUCCUUGGAGGCUUACAAUUACUUUGUAAGCGGGUGGAUUCAGAGUGUCCUCUGCAAAAUGUUGUCUGAAGAAAAGGUUUAAAUCGUUGCCCGAGUAAGUAACUUGUAAUCACCCGGGACAGAGUGCGUAACUCACUGUUGUUGUUGUUGUUGUUUCUGCUUAGCCAUUAUGGCCUUUUCAGGUCCGACAAAUCGGACCGAUUAGGGAAAAAGAUCUAUGACAAAUAAAUAUUACACCAUCUUUUAAAUUUAUUUGAAGGAGCAUUAAGUAAUGUGACAAUAAUUAAAAUGUACAAGGUGUAAAUUACUAAGUACUAUCAAAUUAUAACGUGAAUGUCUGAAUGUAGCCCUAUUAGUAAUGCUAGCCCUAAUACAACAGUAGCGGCUUUCUAUUUGUUCACAUUUGACAUACUCAAAUGUCAGCUGCUACUGUUGUAUUAGGGCUAGCGUGAAUGAUGCCUUGCCAACAUCUUGUUCACAGGUUAAUCAUUCUCAGAGGAUGUCUGCCACGCCAUUGACCGCCUGGGUCCUCGUAAAACAUGACGGGGAAGUCAUAACAGUGCACUGCAACUGCAUGGCUGGAUUCCAUAUCUUCCGGUGAAGGAAAUUGACUUUUCCUCGGCCAAACGUCAAAAGUCGAUUCAUCAAGGAGGAGCAGUUUUGAGCCCUCUGUCUGAAGAGAGGAGAAGUCGCAGUACUCACACUGCUGACAUGGAACCAACGCUGCAGGAAGUUAACGACUUCUACGAGGCUAUCUCCAAAUGUGGAACUAAACCAGCAAUCUUGUCAUUGAUUCUUGGCUACUUUGAUGGCUACAUUCCCAAACAGAAAAGAGGAUUGUUACCAGCACCCUUGACUUCGCUGUAUGAAGAGGACAACCUGGCACUAUCAUUGGAAGAGCUACAGGAACUAAGCAGGGGUGUCACCUUGAGCCUAACAGGUGAAAUGGUAAUACCAGUACAAAGGGAGACAAUUGGACAAUCUAACACAAAACUCUGGUUCAGACUACGUGCAGGGAGGAUCACUGCAUCACAGCUAAGAUCUGCUUGCCAGAGUAACCCCAUGAAUCGCUUGAAGAGCCUGGUGAAGAAAAUCUGUUACCCAGGUUCACACAACUGUGCCACAAAAGCAACGAGAUGGGGAAUACAGCACGAGAAAGUUGCGACAUUCAAAUAUGAGAAGUUCAUGGCUGAUGACCAUACCAAUUUUGCUGUAAUUGAUACAGGGCACCAUCUCAACCCACGGUGGCCAUUUCUUGGUGCAUCUCCAGAUUGUCUGGUCCGGUGUUCUUGCUUUGGCAUGGGUGUUUGUGAAAUUAAGUGCCCAUUCUCAGCUAGAGAUCUGACUGUAGAUGAGGCAGUCAAAACUCCCAAUUGUUGCCUUGUAUCUAUUGCCAACAAUGCACAUCACUUGUCUCGAAACCACCCUUACUAUUAUCGGAUUCAGGCUCAACUCCAUGUAUCAGGCAGAGAUUAUUGUCACUUCAUUUUUUGUACAUCGAAGGACUUCUACGUUGAACGAAUACAACCUGAUUUCGAGAUGUGGGAAGAAGCUGUUGAGAAGACAGAGCUUUUUUUUCGUCGCGCAAUCCUUCCAGAGUUAAUGGCAUGAGUGUUUUCAAGAUCUGCAGUCACCAGCAACACACAUGGACUCCCCAGCAUGCCUGAUGCUGGACAACAAAGGCCAUGUAUAUGUGGAAGAAAGCUGAGAAGCAAAAUGGUUAUCUGUGCUUCUCCAGACUGUCAAAUUCCACUUAAAAUGUGUGAAUUUAAGGACGAUACCAAGGCACUAGUGGUUUUGUAAUCAAUGUGAGAACAAGGAAAAUUAAGUAACAAAGACUGUGAUUGUUUUAUUGUCUAUGAAAAUAACAAACUACAUAUAUAACUGAAACACCAAAAUAUUUA
Messenger RNA from Syngnathoides biaculeatus (alligator pipefish), 3865 nucleotides. RefSeq lists its product as uncharacterized. Lineage: Eukaryota; Metazoa; Chordata; Actinopteri; Syngnathiformes; Syngnathidae. The transcript is spliced from 6 exons. The record is from RefSeq and is a predicted model, not a curated record. Bases 2673 to 3572 code for a protein of 299 amino acids.